CUUCCUUUUCUGUGUCUUUCUCUUUCUUUCUUUCUUUCUUUCUUUCUUUCUUUCUUUCUUUCUUUCUUCCUUCCUUCCUUCCUUCCUUCCUUUCUGUGUCUUUCUUACUUUCUUUCUUCCUUCCUUUCUUUCCUUCUUUUUUCUCUCUUCCUUUCUUUUCUUUCCUCCUUUUUAUUUUAUUUUAUUUUUACCAGAGCUCUGCUCAGUUUGAGCUAAUAAUGGUUCUUGGGGGAUUGAAGGUGGGCCUUCAGAGCCUCAUGCAUGAAAUUGUCUGCAUAACCAUUAUGCCAUCUCCCAUUCCCAAGACCCCUUUAAAGAACUGAGAUGCAAAGAGAAGCUUGCUAGACAGCCAGGCCACCCUUUGCUUCCUUACUUUGCACUAGGUGAGUUCAAGCUGGCCUUCCUUCCCCAUAGGAGACAAGCUCCCUAUUAGAAACGUUUUAAUAGGAAGAACCAAGAACCACUGUGUGACUUCAGUUCAUAGGACUUAAAGACCUGUGGCAGCUGGACGUGUCAGCAUGCAGUCCUCCCUGCAAGCAGUGGUGCUUUGGGGCAAGAAGGCUCCUCAACACAGCGUCACUGCCAUCAUGAUCACUGAUGACCAGCAGACGGUGGUGACAGGGAGUCACGAGGGCCAGCUCUGCCUCUGGACUCUGUCACCAGAGCUGAAGAUUUCAGCUAAAGGACUUCUGUUUGGUCAUCUGGCUCCAGUCAAGUGUUUGGCCAGGGCGAGAGACUUCUCAAAACAACCAUAUGUUGUUAGUGCUGCUGAGAAUGGGGAGAUGUGCAUCUGGGAUGUCACCAGUGGACAGUGCGUGGAGAAGUCAACGCUUCCUUACAGGCACACGGCCGUCUGCUAUUACCACUGUUCAUCCCGGAUGACAGGAGAGGGCUGGCUUCUGUGCUGUGGAGAAUAUCAAGAUGUUCUUAUCAUUGAUGCCAAGACCCUGGCAGUCGUGCAUACUUUCACGUCAUCUCAGUCCCCAGACUGGGUCAGCUGUAUGUCCAUUGUCCACUCCAUGAGAAUUCAAGAGGACUCUCUCUUGGCGGUGUCCGUAGCUGGUGAACUCAAAGUGUGGGACCUCUCUUCAUCUAUCAACAGCAUUCAGGAAAAACAAGAUGUCUUUGAAAAGGAAUCUAAAUGGCUUGAUGCCCUGGACUGCCGGACAAUACGGUUUUGCAUGUAUACAGAGAGGCUUCUGCUAGUGGUGUUUUCCAAAUGUUGGAAGGUCUAUGAUUACUGUGACUUUUCCCUGCUGUGGACGGAAGCCAGUGGCCGCGGGCAGUUCUUUGCGGGUGGAGAGGUGCUCUCUGCUCACAGAGUGAUCAUCUGGACGGAGGACGGGCACGGCAGUAUCUACCAGCUGCUGAACAGUGGAGUCUCCAAAAGCAUGCACCCCGCUGAUGGAAGAACGCUCAAAGAGACCGUUUACCCUCAUUUACUGUGUUCCACUUCUGUGCAGGAAGACAAGCAGAGUUACCCCUAUGUUAUGGGCUACAUGAAUGAAAGGAAGGACCCUUUCUAUAAGGUACUUUUCUCUGGGGAAAUGUCCGGAAGAAUCACUUUGUGGCAUAUUCCUGAUGUCCCUGUGUCCGAGUUUGAUGGUUCCCCGAGAGAGAUCCCAAUAACUACUUCCUGGACCCUUCAGGACAGUUUUGACCAGCAUCACAUGUUGUCACAGAACACCACUAGCUGCUUCUCUGGAUUUCAAGAUGAGAUGGAGACUGUUGUGAUCACUUCAUCAGAGUAUGUGCCAACUCUUGAUAAACUCAUAUGUGGCUGUGAAGACGGGACCAUUUUUAUUAUACAGGCUUUGAAUGCUGCCAAAGUGGGACUUCUAGAAGGCAGUUCUUCCCUGAAAGAUUCCCAUUCUCAUAAAAUUCUGAAAGGCCAUCACCACUGUGUCACUUCACUGCUUUAUCCGCAUGGUGUCUCCUCAAAAUUAGACCAGAGUUGGAUGGUGUCUGGGGACCAAGACUCAUGCGUUAUCCUGUGGGAUAUCUUUACUGAAGAGAUCUUGCAUAAAUUCUUUUUGGAAGCUGGUCCAGUAACAAGUUUAUUGGUGUCUCCAGAGAACUACAGACUGAGGAGCGACCAGGCCAUAGGCUGUGUCUGCAGUCACCAUGCUGUGGUUCUCUUGCACCUGGGGGAGAGGCGGAGCCUCCUGAGCGCCAGGAAGCACCUGUUCCCGGUGAGAAGGAUCCGCUGGCAUCCACUGGAGAACGUGCUGAUCGUGGGCUGUGCCGAUGACUCUGCGUACAUCUGGGAGAUUGAAACAGAACUUGUCUUGCAGUUCCUUCUCCUUGGGCAGGUGUUUCCAUUAGUUGAAUCCAACUGGAAGUCGGGGAUGCAGGAUGUUUUGAUAUCAGUGUCACUCGGGGACAAAAGAAGGGCACAGAAGGAGAAAGGAUGGCCGGUCAGCUGGACAGUGGUCAACCUUGUGGUCAUCAGAGACAUGCCAUAUGGACUUUAAGGAAUCAUCUGUAGAGGCUGAUUAUAUUGUUUCCUGUGAAAAAAGUUUGUUUUGUAAUCGCCUUAUCAAAUAAUACGCCUGUGUUUGCAACUCAAUUCACCUGCAGAAUAUUUGUUUCAAUGAGUCUCUUGAUCUUUUCUUUUUAAUUAAUUUUCUUCUUGCCUCCAGGGUUAUCAGUGGAGCU
Erinaceus europaeus (western European hedgehog) is the source of this 2658-nucleotide messenger RNA. It is a transcript of the gene WDR72, whose product is annotated as WD repeat domain 72. The coding region runs from base 519 to 2474 and encodes 651 amino acids. The transcript has 14 exons. Gene Ontology annotation, molecular function: protein binding. Gene Ontology annotation, cellular component: cytoplasm. NCBI's taxonomy places the organism in Eukaryota, Metazoa, Chordata, Mammalia, Eulipotyphla, Erinaceidae. The record is from RefSeq and is a predicted model, not a curated record. Gene Ontology annotation, biological process: protein localization to plasma membrane.